UAAAAAAUGAGACUCGGCGAUUUAGUGCUUAGUACUUCAGCUUCCUUUCAACACUAUCAAAUCAAACUUUACAAUGCUGAUCAACCCACAAUCCUUGUUGACGGUAAUAUUUGCGGUGAUGUUCCUGGGUAUGGCAUCCUCGUAUGAAAUUGUCAGAAAAUGUCCUUAUCAUUAUGAAUGGAAAGACAACUAUUGCCAAUACUAUGAUCAUUACCCAGGGUAAUUACACCAAAUAAAUAAUUUCUGAACAUUCCAAAAACUUGA
Drosophila erecta is the source of this 264-nucleotide messenger RNA. RefSeq lists its product as uncharacterized. The transcript has a single exon. Lineage: Eukaryota; Metazoa; Arthropoda; Insecta; Diptera; Drosophilidae. The record is from RefSeq and is a predicted model, not a curated record. The coding region runs from base 74 to 223 and encodes 49 amino acids.